Molecule: messenger RNA, 1636 nt
Organism: Daphnia carinata
Lineage: Eukaryota; Metazoa; Arthropoda; Branchiopoda; Diplostraca; Daphniidae
Exons: 5
Coding region: 11-1495 (494 amino acids)
Source: RefSeq, a predicted model, not a curated record
AACGAAUGGAAUGGAUCGUUCCGAGUUCUGCACUGCGGUGACGUUGUUGGCAGUGCUGUUCGUAACAGCCAACUGCCAAGGCGAGCCAAGAGAAUGGACAUCUGCUUUCGGCAGGUGGACCACACCAUCGACUACUUCGACGACGAAAAUUCACCACAUCGAGCAAAACCGUCCAGUUUCGAUCUGUGACGAUAAGUGCUGUGAAUGCUUUAACAAUAAAAGUCGUGUCGAAUGUACGUCAUCAUCCACCUGUAAGGAAUUCGUUUUGAAUCAGAACAAUCGUCUACCAAAAGAAGCCAAAACAGUCAUUAUUACAGGGUUUCAUCGGUUAAAGGUGACCAAGGGCAGCCUAGAUUAUUCACAGAACCUGCAAUUACUAACCAUCGAGCGGGUUGAACAGAUUGAAACCGAACCUUACGCACUGUCUCAACCUUCUUGCAGUUCUGGCUGGCGACAUUCUUUACGGCCGACAUUGUUCAUUAACGCAAGUUCCAUUGCUAAUUUAAAGCGAAGAACUUUAACCGGUGCGUGGAAUGAAAUUAUCAUCAGCCAUUCCAAUGUGAAGUUGGUUGAAUCGGAGAGUUUCUUCAAUGUAUCUUGUUUGAAGAAGUUAACGAUAGAGGGCAACUCUAUAAUGGAAAUAAAGAGUAAGGCCUUGUCCGAUAGUGAGGCUCAAUAUUUAGUGAUUAAGAGCAAUGAGAUCAGAUCAAUCGAAAACGGCGCUUUCCACGUGAAUGUAACGGACUCUGCCACUAUUGCAUCGAACAAAUUAAACGAUAUCCAAUCGGAAGCUUUCGUUUUGCACACUCCUCGGAUUUUCAAAUUUCUUAACAAUACAGUGGGCAACCUAUAUCCAUAUGCUUUUCAGCUGGCGGCAAAGGAGAAGAUUGAUUUUAUAUCCAACACCUUCAAGAGGAUCGCUCGUCACGCAUUCCAUGCAAUAAAAACCAUGGGCAGUGCCAAGAUCACCAUUGCCAUAACAAUUGAGAAGUUUGACAACGGAGCAUUUGAUCUAAAUGAAUCGCUCUUAAAUUCUUCGCUGCAGAAAGUCGACAUCAAGAUGAUCGAGAUUUGCGACUGCAGAUUAGAAAUUCUUCUCGACACUCUCUUCAGCACUCAUGGCGAUCCCAAACGGAAAGAAGGCACAAACGUCCGUAGUAUUAUCCGAGAUUCGGUUUCGUGCAAAACAGACAAAGGAAUGGAAAAAUUCUUAAUCUUUGCUCUUUUUCAUGGUUGCCAGUCGUCUACAGUGUUGUUUGCUUCCAUUGGGGGUGUCACAUUAGUAGUUUUAUUGCUAUUUGGCAUAGGUGUAACACUGGUGGUUCGUCGAAAGAAAAAAUUUCGUCGCUCGAAUACGGGAACAUCUAAAGUGUGGAUGAUGCAUGCCUACACGGAGUCAGAAUGUAAAGUCGACGAAGAGUUUGUCCAUCCUUUAGAAACAGUUGGAGAAAAUGGACCCGUAUUGUUCACUAAUCAAAGCGAAAAGGGUUCCUGACUUCAAUGCCGACAUUUGGAACGAACGAUCAGAUGGUGAUUUACACGAGGGCGGAAUCAAAGAAAUUUGGAAAAGAAGAAAUUGGCUUUUCCCGCCAUUCAUGUUAAUGUAAAAUAUAGCACGGCGCAGGCUCGUACGCUC